CGAUUUUAGAGCUGUGUCUUAUCAGGUGCAAAGCAACCCACUAACGCCGUCGCCUCACCAGUGAUACAGUGAUACAGCCUGACACGCUGGGCAGGUGCCUGGUUAGUUGUUACUCAUCAUUCGAGGCAUUCAGUCGGUCAGUUGGAACCUCACAAAGUGAAAACAAAUUGAAUUAUAAAAUAUAUAGUAAGCCGCCAGAGUGAUGGACGUGGAGUUGCGCGAACUUAUGCAAGCCUUUGUGCUCAGCGACUAUCAGGUGCAAGAGGUGUACAGUCGCUUCUGCCUCGAGAUCGCCAAGGGCUUAAGACGCUCGACAAACUCGCAGUCGAAUACCAAAUGCUUUCCCACCUAUGUGCAAGAGUUGCCUACUGGCGAUGAGAUGGGCAAGUAUCUGGCCUUGGAUUUGGGUGGCACCAACUUUCGUGUGCUGCUCGUCUCACUCAAAGGUCAUCACGAUGCCACGGUGGAAUCACAGAUCUAUGCAGUGCCCAAGGACUUGAUGAUUGGACCUGGUGUGGAGCUCUUCGAUCACAUUGCCGAGUGUUUGGCCAAGUUUGUCCACAAGCACAACAUGAGCAGCGCUUAUCUGCCGCUGGGAUUCACCUUCUCGUUUCCCUGCGUCCAAGCGGGUCUUAAGGAGGCAAUGCUCACGCGUUGGACCAAAGGCUUCGGCUGCCCCGGCGUCGAGGGCGAGGAUGUGGGUCGCAUGCUGCACGAGGCCAUUAGACGACGUGGCGAUGCGGAUAUUGCAGUCGUGGCCUUGCUCAAUGACACAACGGGAACACUCAUGUCUUGUGCGCAUCGCAAUCCCGAGUGCCGUGUGGGCGUUAUUGUGGGCACGGGAUGCAAUGCCUGCUAUGUGGAGCAUGUAGACAACGUGGAUCUAUUGGAUGCGCAAUUCAAGCGUAAGGAGAAGCAGAUCAUUGUCAACUGCGAGUGGGGCGCCUUUGGUGAGAGUGGACAGCUGGACUUUGUGCGCACAGAGUACGACAACGAGGUGGAUCGCAAGUCCAUUAACCGUGCCCAGCAGCUGUUCGAGAAGAUGACUUCAGGCAUGUAUCUGGGCGAGCUGGUGCGUCUCGUUUUGGUGCGCGCUCUCGAGCGGAAUGCAAUCUUUAAAGGCGCCGGCAACAGACGCGCUGAGUACGCCGCGAUUCUUCAGCAUAAUAUUGAUAUCUUCGAGACGAAGCAUAUUUCGGAAAUCGAGAGUGAUACAUUCCCUGAACUCGCAAACACCAGACGCAUCAUCAAGCAGCUGUUCGGUAUAGAAAAGGCUUCCGUUGAGGAUUGCCAGAAGCUGAGAUACAUUUGUGAGUGCAUCUCGAGCCGAGCAGCGACACUGGUGGCGAUUGGAAUCAGUGGAUUAAUCAAUCGCAUCGCUGAUCGCAAGGUAGUUGUGGGCAUCGAUGGAUCUGUGUAUCGAUAUCAUCCUAAGUUUGAUACCUACAUACGCAAUACUAUGCAUAAGCUGGUCAAAUCGGACAAAGAAUUCGAUAUUAUGCUGUCCGAGGACGGUUCGGGACGUGGAGCAGCUUUGGUGGCAGCUGUUGCCAGCAAAACCAAAUGAAUUGUGCUUAUACUUAAUAAAAUGAUUACUUGUUUUUUCUUUCA
Messenger RNA from Drosophila albomicans, 1611 nucleotides. Its product is annotated as hexokinase type 2. Gene Ontology annotation, cellular component: mitochondrion; cytosol. The coding region runs from base 203 to 1567 and encodes 454 amino acids. Gene Ontology annotation, biological process: intracellular glucose homeostasis; glucose 6-phosphate metabolic process; glycolytic process. Gene Ontology annotation, molecular function: ATP binding; fructokinase activity; mannokinase activity. The transcript has a single exon. NCBI's taxonomy places the organism in Eukaryota, Metazoa, Arthropoda, Insecta, Diptera, Drosophilidae. The record is from RefSeq and is a predicted model, not a curated record.